AUGAAAACUCGAGGAUAAAAACCAGAACAAAACUUCGCAUAUCAAUUCAAGAAGGAUCAGAUUCUAGGGUAAAACGAAAAAGGAAAGCCGGUCUUCUAUAAGGUAGUAGAAGAUCUAUAAACAAAUGAUCAUAAAUCAUAAUUAAAGGUUGUAAGACUGGAGUAGUAAGAGAAGCAGAAGGAUGGUAAAGUAGUCUACAAAGAAUCAUAGGAAGCUUUGCUACCUGUGAAGGAGAGAACAUAAAUUGUUGAAGAUGUUGAGGUAAAAUCCACAAAACCAAAUCCAAAGAGUAAAUCGACUGUGAAUUCCUUUGUAUUCUCUCAUGAUACCUUAUAAGAGAUAGCAAAGAGCAUUAGACAAAUUCCCGCCAAUAGCCAUAAGUAAAAGAAAUAGGUGAGCUCUGGAAGUGAAAGUGAAGAUGAAGAACCCCCUAAAAAGUGCAUCAUUAAGUAGGGAACCAAACAAGUCGUUAAGGUAGAGACUCAAAAAAAGGAAGUUAAGAAUAAUAAGAAAAAAAAGGAUGAAUCAGAUGAGAGUUUUGAGGAAUCUUCAGAAGAGGAACCACCAAAAAAAUAGACAUCAUUAAAGAAGCCGACCCCAAAAUAGGUUAAGAGUAAUCAAAAAGGAGGGAAGUAAGUAAGGAUGGAGGAAAGUGAAGAGAGUUAUGGAGAUGAAAGUGAGUAAGAUUAAAAAAAGAAAAGAGUCUCAAGAUAGCAACCCUCCUCUAGAAGGGAUAAACUAGAAUUAUCUCCAAUUCAAGCAAGGAGAAGUAGAGCUCAGAGAAGGUUAGAUAAUGGAGAAAAUGAUAAAGUUGAAGAUAAUUAACUUUAAUCUUAAUCUGUUGAGGAAAAGAAAAAGAAAACUAAGGCAAGUGAAAAGAAAUCCAAAUCUUAACCUGCUCAACCACCCAAAUUUAUUAAGGGAAAAAUUAAUCACAGAUUACAGAGAGAUAAAGGAAAUUAAUGA
Molecule: messenger RNA, 966 nt
Organism: Paramecium tetraurelia
Lineage: Eukaryota; Ciliophora; Oligohymenophorea; Peniculida; Parameciidae
Exons: 2
Source: RefSeq, a predicted model, not a curated record